Trichoderma reesei QM6a is the source of this 873-nucleotide messenger RNA. RefSeq lists its product as uncharacterized. Gene Ontology annotation, cellular component: cytosol. The transcript has 8 exons. The record is from RefSeq and is a predicted model, not a curated record. Lineage: Eukaryota; Fungi; Ascomycota; Sordariomycetes; Hypocreales; Hypocreaceae. The coding region runs from base 1 to 873 and encodes 290 amino acids. Gene Ontology annotation, molecular function: aldose reductase (NADPH) activity.
AUGCAGGUCGAAUCUCCUGCGGCAAAUAAUCUCCCUGCCAUUGGCCUCGGCACAUUUCAAGGCGAUGAGGGCAACUCGAAGGUGAAGGAGGCUGUGAAGACAGCGCUACAACUCGGCUACAGACACAUCGAUGGUGCUAGCGCGUAUGGAAACGAAAGGGAAAUCGGAGAGGCUAUCAAGGAGAUCGGCAUCCCUCGAAAUGAGAUUUUCGUGACUUCCAAGCUCGCACAAACAUGGCACAAGCCUUCCGACGUCCAAAGGGCUCUCGAGGUGACACUGAAAGAUUUGCAGUUGGACUAUGUUGAUCUGUAUUUGAUGCAUUACUAUGAUCUGUCCAGAAGGUACCCAGAAACCUGGCAGGCCAUGGAGAAGCUCGUCGAUCUGGGGCUCGCGGGUUCAAUUGGUCUCUCCAAUUUCAAUAUCCUCAAGACGAAGAGGAUUCUGAGUACGGCUAGAAUCAUCCCCGUGGUGAACCAGGUCGAGAUUCAUCCGUACUUUCCGCAGCAAGAGCUGUUUGAGUUCUCGUCUAAGCAUGGAAUUAUUCUCAUGGCUCAUCAGCCGCUUGGCGGACGUCCGGUUGGAGUAGUUCUGGGCUCUGACAAGCCAUUCCCAACGGCCGAUGACAAGGUCUGCUUAUCCUGGACAGUGCAAAAGGGUAUCCCAGCGGUGCCGAAGUCUGUGCAGCUUACCCACAUGAAGCAAAACCUCGACCUGACGAGAAUUUCGGACCAAGACUUCCGUACUGUAGACCAGCUGGCUUCUGAGCGUGGCCCGGUCCGCUUUCUUGAUCCGAGUCGUCACUUGGGCUUUGACAUUUUCGAUGAAGAGAAUGACCAGCCGCUUGCCAAUAGCGCGCCGUGGGACGAAGUGUGA